AAAGCACAACGGCCCGCCAGCAAUCACCACACACUCAUUUCUUGAAGUGCUCAAUGAAUCUCACCCAUCACCCUCCCUCCCCUUCAGAACCCACAUGCCCCCACCUCCUCUACCUCUCAUUCAAUCAAACCGCCUCGCAUUUCUGUUUGGGUACGGAUGCAGGGUUCCGGAUCUACGCAACCACCCCACCUAAACUCUUGACUGCACCGACUGUUGGGGGUGUACAUUUAGUUGAGAUGCUUUAUGCGACGAAUUAUGUGGCGGUUGUGAAAAAGAAGAGUAAAGUUGGGAUUUGGGAUGCGAAAUUGGGGAAAUGUGUCAUGGAAAUUGGGGUUGGGGAGAGUGUUGUGGGUGUUAGGUUGAGGAGGGAUAGACUGGUGAUCGCCACACCAAGUAAAAUAUUCGUCUAUACCUUUUCACCCACACCGGAACGACUAGCCGCAUUCGAUACACUCGACAACUCCUUGGGCCUCCUCGCACUCUCUACAUCCCCAACCCACCCCGCCAUACUAGCCUUCCCAGGGCGUGCCCAAGGCCAAAUCCAACUCCUCGAGCUCCCAUUGCACAUGUCAACACUCACACCUCCCACACACCUUAUUCCCGCUCACACCUCCGCCCUCGCCUACCUGGCCCUCUCACCCACGGGCGCCUUGUUGGCCUCUGCAAGUGAUAAAGGAACACUUAUCAGAGUGUUUUGCACACGUACGAAACGACUGUUACAUGAACUUCGUCGAGGAGCGGAUCAAGCACGUAUUUAUUGUGUUGCGUUUAAUGAAGCUGGGACCCGUGUCUGCGUCGCGAGCGAUAAAGGGACGAUACAUGUUUUUCAUCUCACCCUUUCCUCCGAACAACAACAACAACAAUUACAACAACACGAACCACAUAAAUCCACUCUCCUUUCCUCACUCUCCCCAUUCCUCCCAAAAUACUUUUCAUCCCAAUGGUCGUUUGCUCAAUUCCGAUUGGCACUGGAUACACGAUGUGUAUGUGCUUUUAUGCCCGAACGUGAACCACACGAACGUCGCGAAACACGACAAUCCGUAUCCGUCCUCUGCGCAGAUGGGAGCUUGUACUUUUUUUCAUAUAAUGUUGAUAAAGGGGGAGAAGCUUCUCGAGAUGGGUUUCAGAGGGUGUUUAAGGGGUUGCGGAGUGUUGGUGAGGGUGAACAUGUGCGAUGGGAGGAAAUUGAUGGGUGAUUGAACACUUGUAGGAUGAGACGAUGCGUGAGUUUUUGUUGAUGGGGCUGUAGAUGGUUGGAUAGGACUUCUGAAGCUUUCACAAGAGUCCAAACGCAUGUGGCCAUACGGAUCUUAAGGAUUUUUUGCUCAUCCUUUUACAAUAAUGUUGGGGGACUGCGAUGAAAGUCAAUGUGUAUACAGAGGGAUGUUAUGUUCAGGAGGAAGCCUUUGCGAGAAUUGGGGGGGGGGGUACUCCAAGUAGUCUUUUGUCCAUUAUUGUUAUUAGCUAAAAACGUUCGCUUUAGGGAUACGAGGUGAUGGGGUGGAUGGAUUGCAGGACAUUUUUGCGAAAUAGAUGGGUUUGUUAUGCGCUACUUUUGCUGGCAUGUUGUUUUUUAAAGAAACAAAGGAGCGAUGCAUUGGAUGGAUAAACAC
Molecule: messenger RNA, 1613 nt
Organism: Spizellomyces punctatus DAOM BR117
Lineage: Eukaryota; Fungi; Chytridiomycota; Chytridiomycetes; Spizellomycetales; Spizellomycetaceae
Exons: 2
Coding region: 54-1196 (380 amino acids)
Biological process (GO): protein localization to phagophore assembly site; nucleophagy; autophagy of mitochondrion
Cellular component (GO): cytosol; phagophore assembly site membrane; extrinsic component of membrane
Molecular function (GO): phosphatidylinositol-3,5-bisphosphate binding; phosphatidylinositol-3-phosphate binding; protein binding
Source: RefSeq, a predicted model, not a curated record